Molecule: messenger RNA, 300 nt
Organism: Dromiciops gliroides (monito del monte)
Lineage: Eukaryota; Metazoa; Chordata; Mammalia; Microbiotheria; Microbiotheriidae
Product: dynein light chain 1, cytoplasmic-like
Exons: 3
Coding region: 1-300 (99 amino acids)
Biological process (GO): microtubule-based process; cilium assembly
Cellular component (GO): cytoplasmic dynein complex
Molecular function (GO): dynein intermediate chain binding; dynein light intermediate chain binding
Source: RefSeq, a predicted model, not a curated record
AUGACAAAGAGCCGUGCACCUGCUGAUACAGAGCACUCCACUUCCGGAAAGCCAAUAUUAGGGAAUUCUGAUAUUUCAGAGGAGAUGCAGCAAGACUCUAUGGAGUGUGACACCCAGGCCCUGGAGAAGUAUAACAUAGAGAAGUACAUAGCAUCCUAUAUCAAGGCAUUUGACAAGUAUAACCCCACCUGGCACUGCAUCUUGGGGAGAAACUUUGGCACCUACCUGAUGCAUGAGACAAAGCACUUCAUCUACUUCUACCUGGGCCAGGCUGCCAUUCUCCUGUUCAAGUCUGGUUAG